This is a messenger RNA of Cotesia congregata, 684 nucleotides long. The record is from the annotation of a GenBank genome assembly. Lineage: Eukaryota; Metazoa; Arthropoda; Insecta; Hymenoptera; Braconidae.
AUGGUAUUAUUAUUACCAAAUGUAGGAUUUGAAUUAGUAGCUCCGAAAGUUAGGUUUGGCUGCGAUCCAAAUGAAGGUGAUUUAGUUUGUCCAAAUAAAUUAUUUCCUGUAUUAGUAUUAGUAUUAGUAUUAGUAUUAGUACUAGGAUUAGAUGCAGUGUUAGAAUUACUUCCUCCGAACAUUAAAGACGAACUAGUUUGGUUAGCACCGUUGAACAUACUAGAAGUAGUUGUGGGAGUAUUGCUCCCAAAACUCGGGACUUCUGUAGUCUUGGGGACUCCAAAUGACAAAAUACUCGGCUUUGUACUAGUUAUAGUACUUGCCGGGCUGGAGAAGGAUGACUGGGUACUGGUGUUUGCUCCAAACAGCACAGCUGGAACUGAAGUAGUUGUUUGUGAUGUUGGACCGGAGCUUGAGCCUGGUGUUGAUGCAGUUGUAGUAGUUGAUGGAGCAGAUGCUGCUAAGUUGGAAGUACUUGUACUUGCACUUACACUUGUGCUUACUGUAGGUGUAAAGGAAAAUAAUGAAGAUGAAGUUGUUACUGGAGAUUUAGCAGUGAAAGCCGGGCUUGGAGCGACAGUUUGCGGAGCAGAAGAUGCUGGAGUGCUACCGAAUGAAAAUCCAGUGGUUGUAGUCGGUGGAUUUGAUCCAAAUGAAAAUCCUGAAGUUGUAGCAGGAGGCUGA